Messenger RNA from Owenia fusiformis, 548 nucleotides. The record is from the annotation of a GenBank genome assembly. Lineage: Eukaryota; Metazoa; Annelida; Polychaeta; Sabellida; Oweniidae.
AGGACUGAUUGAAUUUUACUAAGGAGAAGAAGCAGGUGUUUACGAACGAUGAAGGCUGUUCUGGUUCUGAUCUGGGUGUGGAUUGUCGUCGUUAAUCAACUAGAUGCAGUCUCUUCAGUGUAUCAGACUAGAUACGAACAACUUGGUCCGGGUUGUAAAAGGCUGUGCAUUAGUACAAAAUAUUUCAAUUUGACUUGUCCAUCUGGUCAGAUAAUAAACAUAACUGAUGCAAUCAUCGGGAGUCGCCUUAUCCAUCCAUUACUUGAAUGUACCAAUGCAACUAUACGCUGUAUUUCUGCUAAUCUCUCAAGAAUAGCAUAUAUUAAACAACAAUGUGACAACAAACUUAAUUGUUCAUUUGCUCCAAACAUUUCUGGGAGCUGCAUUCCUAGAAUCGGACUGCCAUUUGGUAAUAAUUUCGAGCAGGUUUGCUUUGAAUGCUAUGGGAUACGAUCAACUUCACUAACAACAUCUGAAAUUGGUACUAGAUAUAGCUCUACAACAGGACAUGUAGCUACCAAACCAAGAACGACACUCUCAAGCAAACA